Messenger RNA from Wasmannia auropunctata (little fire ant), 1330 nucleotides. RefSeq lists its product as uncharacterized. NCBI's taxonomy places the organism in Eukaryota, Metazoa, Arthropoda, Insecta, Hymenoptera, Formicidae. The transcript has 4 exons. The record is from RefSeq and is a predicted model, not a curated record. The coding region runs from base 192 to 740 and encodes 182 amino acids.
CAUGCAGCAUGGCGGAGGAAGAUACGGCCAGCCGUACGUACGCUGGCUGGACCGCAUCGCUUUCGCGACCGUCGCGCAAAAGCCCAGCGUGCGAAUCGCGCGAACCCAAUCUCGCGAAGAUGUGAGCCGCUCACUCGUCGGAUCGUCGUUGCCAUUAGUUUAGUCUCGCGACGAAGUCAGACCCCUCCGAGAUGAACGCGAGCGUAUACGUCGCUAUCACGUGUUUCCUGCUCGUCACACUGAUGACCCUUACCAGCGGUAGCGACUACAGAUUCAACGGCUCCAAACAAAGUCAGCUAAUGUCAAAAGAGCACCGGACCCACGCGGCUUCGGAAAGAGCCAACGACCUAUCGUGUUACAGGUGCUUCACUAUGAACCAGGGUGAGAAAUGUAUUAAUAUCACGCAGUUCAAUGCCACUGAAGUACAGGAGUACGAGCACAAGUGCACGGACGACAGAAGAAUCUGCAUGGUGAAGCGAUUUUCCUACACCACCAGCACCGAGAACUCGACCUCCGCACCGAGGACGUGGUCCCUCGAGAGAAACUGCACGAACAAAUGCGAAGCCGGGUGCAUCGUGAUCGGCGAGCGCACCAAGCUCUACGCCUGCACCUCCUGUUGCGAAGCGAAUCUAUGCAACGUCGGCAAUGGCAUCUCCAACGACCUAAUAAUCAAGGAAAUCGACCUCCUACUGGCCCUCGUGCUCCAAGCUGUCUUGACCGUUAUCAUAUACCCGUCCUGACAGUAUCAAUAAAGCUCUCUGGUCGCAAUGCACCCUCUCGUCAUCCACGGUCGUUCGACGGCACUCCGACAUUUGCCUGCCUGCUCCGACGUUCGGAAGAUAUUCGGCAUAAUCUAACACUUCGCCAACGAUACGAGAUGUGUAAAAAUCUAAAUUGUGGAAAGAACGAUUUUGCUGGAAGGUCUAAAAAUUUUGCUGGAUAUGGAUUUGAAAAUAAUUUUGUUGGACCGUUAAAAUAAUUCUGUUCGUUGGAAGCCUUGGUUGGAAAAAUUAUGAGCAUUGUUGUAAAACGUUUUGAUAUUCUAGAAACUAGUUUGAAUUUUGAACAAAGUUAUAUUUUGAUGGUCCAACAUUUUUUCAGAUCUGUGUAUCUAGCCAAAUUUUUAGAAAAUCUGCUUCCAGCAAAAUUUUUUCCACGCGUGUACACUUUAUAAUGUAUAUGUGUAUAUAAAUUAUAUUUAUUAAUCCCUUAAAGAAAUGUUUAAUAACAAAAAGACUAAGUAAUCACUUAUUUUUUGAGUAUUAAAAGCUGUUUAUUAGUGCUUUUAAUAUUCAAAAUAAGUAAUUAUUUGGCCCUUCUAGUAUUAAAU